Molecule: messenger RNA, 720 nt
Organism: Cricetulus griseus (Chinese hamster)
Lineage: Eukaryota; Metazoa; Chordata; Mammalia; Rodentia; Cricetidae
Source: RefSeq, a predicted model, not a curated record
AUGGGGCCUCUCCACCUGUUUCUCCUGCUGCUGAUCACAGAGUCAUCCCAAGCCCUCAACACAACGGUGCUGCAGGGUGUGGCUGGCCAGUCCCUGCGGGUAUCAUGUACUUAUGACUCCUUGAAGUACUGGGGAAGAAGAAAGGCCUGGUGUCGCCAGCUGGCUGAGGAGGGCCCAUGCCAGCGCGUGGUGAGCACACACAAUGUGUGGCUGUUGGCCUUCCUGAGGAAACGGAAUGGGAGCACGGUCAUCACGGAUGACACCCUGGCUGGAACCCUCACCAUCACUCUUCGAAACCUCCAAUCCAGUGAUGCAGGCCUCUACCAGUGUCAGAGCCUCCGAGGCCAAGAGGCUGAUGUCCUCCAGAAGUUCCUGGUGGAGGUGCUGGCAGACCCUCUAGAUGAACAAGAUGCUGAAGACCUAUGGGUCCCUGGGGAAUUGGAGAGUUUUGAGGGUGUCCAAGUGGAACACAGCACCUCCAGGAGCCAAUCAGGAGAGACCUCCUUCCCACCCACUUCCAUUAUCCUCCUGGCCUGUGUCCUCUUCAGCAAGCUUCUUACAGCCAGCAUCCUUUGUGCUGUGGCCAGGGGCAGGCAGAAGCUGGGGUCACCUGUGGACAGUGGGCUGGACUGUGGUCACAAUGCUGGGCACCAACUUCAGAUCCUGACUGAGCUGUGCUUCCAUCUGCAACUUCCCCUUUGGAGGAAUGACAAAGACUGA